UCUGGGCACUGAUCAGCUUCACAUGGUCAUUUCAGUCAUUCGCUCUUCCUCGUGUCACAGCUGUGUAUGUGUUUGGAUCAGUCGGUGUUGUGUUACUGAACUCUGUUGCUCUGAUGACUGAACUGAUCCUCAAAACAGUUAAUGGUGAAGGAGCGACGGGAGACAUGAGGAUCAUCGUCUUCUCCUCUGAAUUACUCUUCACUUUAAUUCUGAUGAUUUUACUGGUAUUUGAACCCUGGAUCACACCAUGUCUUCAGUCUUGUACGAAAGCAAUGAAGUCUGGUCGAGCUGCAGCUGCUGGAUCACAGAAUCAGGAAUCUCAGAACGCAGGAGCAGAUUCAGCCACUGGAUCAAACCAGAACCAGAACCGGAACGAAAACCAGAACCAGAACCAGAACCCAGCAGUAUCACUUGAGAUGGAUCCUCUUCUGAACACACAACACCAGGAGAACAGCAGGAGCACCGGGACGGAGGAAGCUCAGCCGGAUUCAGUGGUUUCACAAUCAUAAUCAACAG
This is a messenger RNA of Carassius auratus (goldfish), 516 nucleotides long. RefSeq lists its product as uncharacterized. The coding region runs from base 114 to 509 and encodes 131 amino acids. The transcript has 6 exons. The record is from RefSeq and is a predicted model, not a curated record. Lineage: Eukaryota; Metazoa; Chordata; Actinopteri; Cypriniformes; Cyprinidae.